Messenger RNA from Neoarthrinium moseri, 927 nucleotides. RefSeq lists its product as uncharacterized. The transcript is spliced from 3 exons. The record is from RefSeq and is a predicted model, not a curated record. The coding region runs from base 1 to 927 and encodes 308 amino acids. Lineage: Eukaryota; Fungi; Ascomycota; Sordariomycetes; Amphisphaeriales; Apiosporaceae.
AUGGAAGGUCCAAACACAAAGCCGUACAAGCUGCCUUCGGAUGCCGUUUGGUUCAUCACUGGCUGCUCUUCAGGAAUCGGUCAGGCUCUGGCUACGCUAAUCGCCAAGUCCCCAAAUCGGGUCGUGGCGACCGCGCGCAACACGUCGGCCCUCUCGGCCAUCCCAGGCGGUGAUCGAGUUCUCAAGCUCGAGCUCGACGUUACGUCAGUUCCCUCUAUAGACGCCGCACUCCGUGCCACGAUAGAGAAGUUUGGUCGCAUUGAUGUCGUCGUUAACAAUGCCGGUUACACGCUAGCCGGCGACGCGGAAAGCACCGAGGAUGGUGAAGCUCGGGCUGUCUUUGACACUAACUUCUGGGGUAUGGCGGACGUGAGCAAGAGAGCUUUAGGCAUCUUCAGAGACGAGAACCCCAAGACAGGUCAACAAGGUGGUGUGAUUGUUAACGUUAGCUCGGUUGGCGGAUGGUCCGGGUUUCCCGGUCAGGCAUUUUACCAUGGCAGCAAAUUCGCCAUGGAGGGUUGGACAGAGGCCGUAGCCAAGGAACUACCCACAUCGUGGAAUAUUCAUCUCACCAAUAUCGAGCCUGGCGGAGUGAAGACCAACUACGCGACCUCUUCACUGAAACCGACGGCAAAGCGACACCCCGCAUACAGCGAUCCCAGCAGUCCUGCCAACCAGCUGCUGGGCUACAUACAGAGCGAGCAGGGCCGCAGCAUGUGGGCGGAGCCAAGCGCCUUGGCUGCCGCUAUUUACCAAGUCGUGAGCCGUGGAUCCCGCAUCCCGAUCCGUAUUCCCCUGGGCGCUGAUGCGCAUGGCUUGGUCUCCAUGGACCUUGAGCAAAUCAAGAAGGACCUGGAUGAGUUCAAGGACAUUAGUCUGGGCGUUGGUGAUCCAAAGCAGAUGGAUACGAUUGAUUUCUUGAAAUAG